Amoebophrya sp. A25 is the source of this 3869-nucleotide messenger RNA. The record is from the annotation of a GenBank genome assembly. NCBI's taxonomy places the organism in Eukaryota, Dinophyceae, Syndiniales, Amoebophryaceae.
AUGGCGCCAGUUAGACAUAGAAUGGAGGACCCAUUGGAGGUCAGAAAAAGGGAAGCACAAGUUUUGGCGGCAGCAAAGCGUAUUGGGAUUGAUAUCGAAACGGAAAGGCACAUGUGGUAUUUUCAGAUACUAGAAUGUGUUCCUUUAGCGCAGUUAGUAGAUCAUGAUACGAAAUGCUUGACACACAUUUUUUGAUAAGAGAUGUAAAAACGACGUUGUGUAUCAGCAUCCUCAGUAGAAAAGAAAAUCCCUGAAUGAUCUUGUUCAUCUUGCAACUCUUUUUCCAGGUGGAUUGCGGAAUUUGCGGCGCAAGCGGAGCUUCCGGCAGAAUGGAGAGAAUUUCAGACAGAGGAUGGGGAGACGGCGUAAUCUUGUUCUAUUAUUUUCCUGUCGAUAUGUUGUUUUGAUUUCCAUAUUGGUCAUUCAUUUGUUUCUUUUACAUUAUGAAAGACUAUUGUGCCCUUCCUCAACCCAACCCAUCUCUACUGCUUCACACCCUCCUACAAAAGGUACUAUCACCCGGGAACGAAGUGCUUGUCAAAAACACAUCCAGUAUUGGACAAAUUUGAGACUUUCAUAGAACAACAAAGAGACUUCGCCACACACCACGACGCCGUCAUAGCGACUAUGAGCACAGAUCAAUUAGCGGCAAAACUGGGUGUGGUUUUGGACGGUGUGAUGAACAGAUAUAACAAAGGUACUGGAGGUCACCUAUAAUAUUUUGGGAUGUCCUUGUUCUUGGCGCGUGUGACUGUGUCUGAAUAUUGCUCGAUGUUUUUGACUGUGUCUCAGUUCCUUUUUUCACACAUCCGUCACGCCUUCCACUUUCAUCCAUCAAUCCAUACCCCUUCUGAACACAACAGGAUCAACCCCAAACUUUACAGGUCUUCCCCCAGUAACGCCGGAAAUAGUGGAAUCAGUAGCGCUCUAUUUCUGUGUCCCGACAGAGAAAGAGUAUGGCAUAGCCUUACAAAUACGAAUGGCACUAGAAGCAUACGUCGAAACGCAAUAUAAUUUGACGCUCGUAACAAGGGACUUAGUGGACCCUAUGGUACUACAAUUGGAUGUUUUGGUUUUCUAAAUUUCUGGUACCAUGAGUGUGUGAUCGAUAUCAAAGUUCAUGUUCCAAUAUUUCCUUAGGGUGAUCAAUCAUUAUUAGGGUGAGGAAAAUGGAGAUUCUCAAUAGACUGAUUUUUAAAGAUUCUCAAUAGACUGAUGUCCUUUCUACACUCUUACUCCUCCGAAAUACUGAUCUUAGAAAGUCCUAGGCUCAUCUUAUCAUUCCAAUUCCUUCCGCACCACAACGCACAGGGCUUCCUGAAGAACAUGCGAAAAGACAUUAUCACGCGUUGCGUCUUGCAGAAGGAAGAUCCAGUCCUGAUGUGCCAAGAAUGCGAGGAAAGAAGUGCCAAAUUGAAGUGCGACUCAUGUAAGGAUUUCUUCUGCAUGGAUUGCUUCCAGAUGACGCAUGCAACCGGAAAACGAAAGAGCCAUAAGACACAGAAUGUGGAACAGAUUGUUUGCGAUCUGUGCGAUAAAGUACAGGCAGUCACACUGUCCUUGGAGAAUCAUCAGCGGUUCUGCGACAACUGCUACCAGAAAAAGCGAAGAGACAUGGCGGGACAUAGGAUGCGGGUUAUAAAGGUACUUACUCUUUGUAGUACUAGUGGAAACAUAUUACCUCCUUUGUACAAGCAAGAGUGCUCCUUUGACGGGAUGAAGAUGAAGAUGAUUUAGAUCUGUGCCUUAGGGUUAAUGUAGCUUUGAUCGAUUUUUUAGACGGUCUGUUGCUGUUCCAGGUGGAUGAUUUUGUUUCCUCCUGGUCGCACAACAUAGAAUCCUAAUCUAUAUCCAUCAUGUUUGAUAAUGAUACUCACAACAUUCCAAACCAGGGUCUCCCCUGUUCCCAGUGCGGCAGCAACUUCGACGCGCAGGACAUAAAUGACACAGGAGAGAGCAACAAUGAUGAUCCAGAGGAUGAUGCGAAAUUUGGCAAUAGACAAGUGAAGCGGAAACACAGUGCCUCGAUAUUAUGCGAAGAUUGUUGCGACUUGUUCUGCUACGAGUGCUUCGUGGAAUUGCAUAGGAAGGUACAACUGAUAGCUGUCUUUUUGAGAAGAUUUUUCUUUGGGUGUAACCACUUACAACUGGUAUCUUCUUCUAUAACUUUUCUUUCAACUUAAGUAACACCUUCUACAAUUGAAUGAUCAAAAAUGAAUCCCAGCAGCAGCACCACCAAGACUACGACCUCCCAUGCAACACCAAUCAUGCAGGGCAAGCGACUCCACCACGUGUCGCUGCAGAUAAAUGACGAAGGGCAGCUCAUCAGGCAAGGGGAUGUCUUACCCCCAGAGGAGGGCCAGGCGCAUUUAGACCGAGCACGGCUUACCGCAGAGGGAGGACCCUAUGUAGCGUUUCGGGAUGAUCAGUUCAACACGUACUGGUAUCACUUCCGGGACAAGAUCAUCACACAUCAAAAUCCUUACAUGUAGUAGGAAUUCGCGACGGGGGAGAAGCUGGAGCACAAUUUUAUUUAGGUGUAGUUGUUGUACUGGCGCGAGAGCAAGAUAGGUGUAGUUGCACUGGAGGCAGAAGAACAAGUAGAACAAGAUGUGGUUCUUGAUGUAGAAGGCUAGGAGAACGACGCUCGUACAUCUAAGUGGUGAGAGCCGCUUACAUGUUGUAGAACAAGACGAGGAGGUGUGCGUACAGGCGAACCUGCUACAUCUACAUCUAGUGGACACGGAGAGGUGUGUACUUAAUUGCCCUUUACCCCAAAAGGACGCUGAUGAAUUCAAUUCCAAUUUUGAAACUACCCCCUUGCAAGGAAGAUGGAUUAACUGCUGUACAGAAUGGGAAGAUGUACAUACAGAUUCUGUAUCGUGUGAGGCUAGUUUUUCAAUAUCUAGGUCUCUGCUUAGCUCUGCUUAGAUAUGAGAAGACUUAGCUGCAUUCGACACGCGAUAAAUUGCACUCCUUCUAUUAGUAGAGUUUCUAGAUUCUUAUGGAAUAGAGAUGCAAAGUCAACCCGCAGUUGAUGUAGAUAUCACAUUUAGAAUAGCAAAGAUGUAGAAGUCACAGAACUACAGAGGUCACAUUUAGAAUAGAUGCCACUCAGAUACUAGAUGAGCACGAGAACGAAAAGACGCUGAAAUUAUCGAUGAGAUUAAGUAUCCAUUUGAACUCUAAGAUUAAGGUUGUUAAGGUUGUUGUAACAAGAUCACGGAGAACAAGGAAGAAAAGGAGGAAGGUUACUCCUGUUCACCCAAAUAUCACGAUUUAGAAUAGAUGCAUACUACGAGAUACAGAGUUCCCAAGAUGCGAGAUAGAAAACUAAUAGCUGGUCGCCUAACUAGAGAAUACAGAUUGCAUUGUUAAGGUUGUCCCAAUGUUGUGAUAUUGCAUUGUUAAGGUUGUUGUAACAAGGACAAAAAUCAAGGUAAAGUUCGUUGCGGAGCUUCGUUCAGGCAGAAAGAAGGGACUAGGCACUUCGAGGACACGCAGCUCUAUCUACUAAAUGUACCAAUCAUGUGUAGGCGCACCGCGCGUGCGUUUACACAUGACAUGAAUUAACUUUAUGUAUUCUGAUGUGCUGGUAAUCGUGACCGAAGUACAGAUGAAGGCAUGCGUGUGUCUACUAAUCUCUUCUUUUCUGCCUUUACGUUUUGGAUUCAUCGCCUCCUUAUACAGAUAGUCGCACCCAACUUGAAAUAGAUGUUACUGUAUGUAACAUGAACAGAAAGCAAAGAAAGUUGUAACAACUAUUCAAGAAAUCAGUAACUGCGACCUGUAGUGGACGACGGACCACACAAGGGCGGACUAAACUGCUCGUCUGAGUUCAUUCCCAACAAGGGUUUUUGUUUCAAAAA